AAUCUGGACCAUUCUUUCCACCAAUCGACGAGGGGUGACAAGGGCGAGUGACGAUGGCUCGGCCCUCUUCUGGUCAGCUCCAGAUGACGCUGGCGCUGAUCAAGCCGACCGUGUGCUCAUAUCAGCCAGACGUCAGCCUCGUACUCAAACACAUCAAGUCACAGCCGAACAUUGCUGCGGUCCGACAAAAGCGGCUCUUUUGGAAGACAGAAGAGGCUGAGAAGUUCUACGCCGAGCACAAGGGCAGAUUCUACUACGACCGGCUCAUCGCGGGCAUGACGAGCGGGCCGUCAAUAGCACUGGCGCUCGCAGGUCCAGACGUCAUUAGGCGGUGGAGGGAGAUGCUGGGUCCAACCAAAGCAUAUCGCGCAAAGUGGGAGGCCCCCGAUUGUCUGCGAGCACGCUUUGGGUUAGGCGACACGCGCAAUGGUUUCCAUGGCUCAGAUUCACCCGAGUCGGCCAAGAGAGAAUUGGAACAGGUCUUCGAGGGCUUCGCUUUCCAGUCCUGGCUAGAAGACGAGCGGGUCACACGACCACUGCUCGGUGACAAUGUCUCGCUCUAAGAUGAUGGUGAUUUGACGAUCCUGACUGGAUAUGAUACAAAUACUGUGUAACUGAGUCUAUCUACGACAUCCAUCUUGCCUUGUAUUGCACAACGGGCGUUUCAAUAGCCUGUCUGCUCUGCACCACCUUGAGCUCGCGCCUUCGCAUCACCUCGACCCUGAAUUGUGUGUCGUCGAUGUGGGCCGCCUCUCGCUCAGCUUGCGUUGGCAGGGGUUCGCUCGCGGCGAUUGCCUCCGACGUCUUGCUCAAGACGCCCUGAAGACCUGCUACGGCUUUCUCCGCGGCCAGCGAGAGAUCCGUGUCCGGUGCGCCUCCCUCCUUGGGCUCCUCCUCGUACUUCUCUUGAGAGCUGUUGGACGUUUGCAACUGGAAACGGCCCACGAGCAGGGCCGAAAAGAGGUCACCG
Acaromyces ingoldii is the source of this 970-nucleotide messenger RNA. RefSeq names its product nucleoside diphosphate kinase. Gene Ontology annotation, biological process: UTP biosynthetic process; CTP biosynthetic process; GTP biosynthetic process. The record is from RefSeq and is a predicted model, not a curated record. Gene Ontology annotation, molecular function: nucleoside diphosphate kinase activity. The transcript is spliced from 4 exons. NCBI's taxonomy places the organism in Eukaryota, Fungi, Basidiomycota, Exobasidiomycetes, Exobasidiales, Cryptobasidiaceae. Bases 54 to 563 code for a protein of 169 amino acids.